Molecule: messenger RNA, 685 nt
Organism: Racocetra persica
Lineage: Eukaryota; Fungi; Glomeromycota; Glomeromycetes; Diversisporales; Gigasporaceae
Source: the annotation of a GenBank genome assembly
UUUUGUCGGUUCCCUUCCUUCUAAAACGAAAACCACUGCUCUUCAUUCCACUGUUUCUACUUUCCAAACACAUAAAGUUACUAAUACUAACCCUAGCAAAACCCAACUCCCCACUUAUGAGAAUAUUACCUUGGCAAUCUCUACUUUUUAUAGCAAAACCACUACAUUUUAUUCUACGAAAUUUUCUUCUACCCUCUGCAUUUCUACUUACAAUGUAGCUCCCCCUCCACCUAAUAAUCCCCCAGCUAAUAAUCCCCCAGCUAAUAAUCCCCCAGCUAAUAAUCCACCAGCUAAUAAUCCACCAGCUAAUAAUCCCCCAGCUAAUAAUCCACCAGCUAAUAAUCCCCCAGAUACUACUAAUCCCCCAGAUCCAGAUAAUAAUCCCCCAGCUAAUAAUCCUCCUGCUAAUAAUCCACCAGCUAAUAAUCCACCAGCUAAUAAUCCCCCAGCUAAUAAUCCACCAGCUAAUAAUCCCCCAGCUAAUAAUCCCCCAGCUACGCCUACUGAAGCUGCGGCUACCUCUGCUCCCCUAUCUGGCACCACUACUACCCCCCCAGUUAGCACCGAACAUACUUCUGGCACAGAAAAAUUGCUCUAUAUUGUAUCAGUUUUUACAGGGCUUUCUUUUGUUUGUUCCGCUAUUUGCACUUUUAUUCUUUGCCGUGUUCAUGAAUUAACACAAUAA